This is a messenger RNA of Spirometra erinaceieuropaei, 2435 nucleotides long. NCBI's taxonomy places the organism in Eukaryota, Metazoa, Platyhelminthes, Cestoda, Diphyllobothriidea, Diphyllobothriidae. The record is from the annotation of a GenBank genome assembly.
AGACAUCACACUAACGGCACUUGAUGCGCAUAGAACUUAGUUUCCGCAAAAUCGCUGGGUUCGCAUGACAUCUUUGCCGUUUGUAUUUACAUUUAACAGAGGUAUUCUCUUCUACUGAUCAUUUUUGACUUGCUAUGAACUUACACUGAAGGAACUAGGUUCAAAAUUGCCCAAAUUCUGAUGCUCGUUGUACGGCCUUACAUCCAUUGUUUUCCUUUAAAAGGUUCGUUUUUAAAUCACAGGAGAUUUAACUCUAGUUCCGACACAUACCCAUGUUAAGGAAGUGUUCUGUGGCCUAUUAGUUCUUGACAUUGCAGUUAGAUUUCGGUACUGCAUGGUUGUAAGUGUUCCCUCCUAUUACAAAUGGCUUUGUGUUAAAUUCUAAUGAAGGUCAGAGGUAGUGUAAGAGUUAGGGUUAGGAUCAGGGUUGAGUUUAUGAGGGUUAGUUUUAGGGUUUGCGUCAGGGUCAAAGUGAGGGCACAGGAAUAGGUACCCUCAUGGAAGUUGGCGCAAUGGCACCUGUAGUAAAGGAGUCCUUAUUCUUGUGUCCAACGCGACAAUCAGCCAUUAUUGAAGCCUCCUGCUCUAAUUUGGCUUCGCCAAUCUUCAUUCAUUUUUGCUGUUUUUGAAUACUUCUAAAUCCUAGGAAGCCGCAAACAAGCGUUUAGAUGAAAUGAAGUCUGCCGGCUUGCUUAAAUGUGCGGCAGAUACCGAAGAGGGCUUUUUGGCCAAAAAGAAGGCCCUGCUGCAGGCUGCCAAAUUGCCGCCCCCGGAGACAGACUCAGCCCUUUUGGUGGAGCAAUUCCUCAUCGAGCGUCUCCUUCUGCGAACCCGAGCUGAACACGAGGCCGUUUGCUUGGCUAAUGAAAGGCAGACCGAACUACUUCGGGUAAAGGCAGAAGUGGCUCAGCUGUCAAAAAUGGUCAGUUAUUUGACAGUUUUUAGAAAUUUACGGUUUCUCUUUCUGAUUAUUUGUUCGGUACAUCCGCAUACGAUUUACUCGUCUAGAAGGGCAUCAGGCAUCAAAAUGAAAGUUCCCAGUCAAACGCCGAUGCGUUUGUCGUCCUGCCACUGACUGCAAGCGGCGGGGACGAAGUUGGUGUCUUUGCGACUGCUAACGAGCAUUCUCUCCAGCGGUCAUCAGUGUGCAUGGGCUCUCAGGCACCAAUCGGUUCCUUUGAAAAUGUAAGCGUUUCUUCUUACCCCAGAACUUUUACUGCAUUCGCAGUCGCCAUUUAUUUACAAGCUACUCCCUAUGCCGUCGUUUUUUGCGUUUUCAAUUGGCAUAAUACGUGGUAGCACGUACUUUUAGUGCAAAGAGAGGUCGUUACAUCGUAGAUUCAUUUGUGGUAUUGUUUAACAGAAACGCAACCUGUACGAGAUUGCGCUAAAUUCUACAUUGCACUGCGUCAUUCUAAAAGUUUAUAAUCUAGCUUAAGCAUCGAAGUCAGGCUUGAUCGACCAACUUCUACCCGCAAAAUUUAGAACAACGCUACUCACGACUGACAGAGCACUAGCCCAAGGCUUCGACUUCCAACACUGUAAUUAAACGCAACCAGUGAGUGGGGUUCAAGUCAGAAUUCGACAAGAGUAUGGUUUACGGUCGGGGUUGCUUCCUUCGAGGAGCAUUUGUGUUGAACAAAAAAUCUGAACAUCUAAGAACUUUGUGGUGUCGCAAAUUUCGAUUCUUCAUACUGUCACCAAUUCAAAGGGGACGCUAUUUUUGCCAUUUCAUGAUUAUAGUGAAUAAAUUUAAUGCCCCUUUGCAGUCAUUAUCAAAAAAAGGUAUUGCAUUGUCGUAUUUUUGUUCCGAUGACUACCUUAGAGCAUCUUAACCAACCUCAUGCAACAGCCACUGUGAGGUCUCUUUAGUUUUUUCUCUGGAACGUACAAAUAAGUAUGGCCAAUUAUUUUGUUUUGCCACUUUUUCUCCCCGGGGUAAGUAACGUCGGCCAUAAACCACACUCCCGCCCAAAAGUCAUUUUGGCCGAUGAUCUGGCUAUUGCUGGUUUGCAACACUAUUCCAGUCUGCUUAUCGUCGUAGGCAGACCUUGCCUCAUAUCAGAAAGCUCAGUGAAGGGAGUAUCGACAAGGACAAUGGAAACUGGUACUUUUCGCUCUGAAUGUGUUAUUGGUUCCUGUAUGACUGCCUAAAGGGGCUCUAGACUGAGCUUCCAGGCAUAAAGGGAUGAAAACGUACCGUAGACUAUAGUAAUGAAAAUGCGAUUCCCGGAUGGCAUAUCAAAAGAAGAGGAGGCAUUCACCGGGAAAGGUGUAUUUGAGGUCUGACGUUUCGGGUAGUCGUUUCUUCUACCCAUCUUCAGAGACUGAGCAGUCGUGCACAUAGCUUUCCUUUUAUGGCGCACUUUUUUACUGCCUGGUCCACCAAUGCCGCCUGUGUGGCUGCAUCCGACCUGCAUGUCACCGUGACCUGA